This is a messenger RNA of Phoenix dactylifera (date palm), 920 nucleotides long. Its product is annotated as protein LURP-one-related 11-like. The record is from RefSeq and is a predicted model, not a curated record. Lineage: Eukaryota; Viridiplantae; Streptophyta; Magnoliopsida; Arecales; Arecaceae.
CCACACUGAUCAUGUGCCCAAUCCUUGGCUGUCAAAAUUAUAAAAGGCUGAGGAGCCACCUUUGGUCUCUUCAAUGGCCAAGGUCUACCACCAUCACCCUCUCUUCCCUCCUCCUCCUCCUCCUCCUCCUUCCAAUGCUUCUCCUUGUCUGACUUCUAGUAGAGAGAUUUAUACUCUUUGGAUGAAGUCAUUGGUGUUGCAUGGGAAUGGUUGCACCAUUUAUGAUUCCAACGGAGAAGUAGUUUAUCGUGUCGAUAACUACGACCAGAAGCGUUGCAAUGAGGUCUACCUCAUGGAUCAAGGUGGCAAGACUCUUUACAAGAUACAAAGAAAGAAGCUUCGGGUGUUUGGAAGAUGGGAAGCCUAUCGUUACAAUGACUUGAAUGGAGAAGAGAAAAAGCCUACAUUUAGAGUCCAAAAGGCUUGUGGGAUUCUGAAAAGAAGUCAGUCCUUUGGAGUCAAAGUUAUGGGGUGUGGCAGGGAGAACAAGGCUAGUUGCAAGAUAGAGACACUGAAGCACCAGUCAGUCUACAGAAUACUGGACAUGGCUGGGGGACUUUUGGCACAGGUUCAAAGGAAGCACACUGCUUCAGGAGUUCUCCUUGGAGAAGAUGUUAUGACAUUGGUGGUGGAGCCCAACACAGACCGUUUGCUCGUUAUGGGACUCGUCGUUGUUUGCUGUCUUAUAAAUCAUUGACGUGUGGAGUCUCCCUCAUGGCCAAGCCAUGGAGUGUUGCUAUGUUCGAAUUUUUCUCGUCAUUUCUUUCCCCCCACUAUCCUUUAAUUAAUUCAUGCCAAAUCCAUAGAGCCGCAUGGUUUUUAUUUUUUUUUCCCCUUGUUUUACCUCUUAUCUUUUUCAUUUUGGAAGAAGAAAGAUAGAAUUUUCACUAAUUAGCAAAUAUAAGAGCUUAAGAAGGCAA